Messenger RNA from Camarhynchus parvulus, 3037 nucleotides. It is a transcript of the gene PRKAA2, whose product is annotated as protein kinase AMP-activated catalytic subunit alpha 2. Gene Ontology annotation, molecular function: AMP-activated protein kinase activity; ATP binding. The record is from RefSeq and is a predicted model, not a curated record. The transcript has 9 exons. Gene Ontology annotation, biological process: intracellular signal transduction; protein phosphorylation. The coding region runs from base 28 to 1686 and encodes 552 amino acids. Gene Ontology annotation, cellular component: cytoplasm. NCBI's taxonomy places the organism in Eukaryota, Metazoa, Chordata, Aves, Passeriformes, Thraupidae.
AUUGUGGUCCGGCGGCGGGGGGCGAACAUGGCCGAGAAGCAGAAGCACGAUGGGCGGGUGAAGAUCGGCCACUACGUGCUGGGGGACACGCUGGGGGUCGGCACCUUCGGCAAAGUCAAGAUUGGUGAGCACCAGCUGACGGGGCACAAAGUGGCAGUGAAAAUACUGAACAGGCAGAAAAUCCGCAGCCUGGAUGUGGUGGGGAAGAUCAAGCGGGAAAUCCAAAACCUGAAACUCUUCCGGCACCCCCACAUUAUCAAACUGUACCAGGUCAUCAGCACACCAACAGACUUCUUCAUGGUCAUGGAAUACGUGUCCGGGGGGGAAUUGUUUGAUUACAUCUGUAAGCACGGACGUGUCGAGGAGGCAGAAGCCCGACGCCUUUUCCAGCAGAUCCUGUCUGCAGUGGAUUACUGCCACAGGCACAUGGUGGUGCACAGGGACCUGAAGCCAGAGAACGUGCUGCUGGAUGCACACAUGAAUGCAAAGAUAGCUGAUUUUGGACUGUCCAACAUGAUGUCAGAUGGUGAAUUUCUACGCACCAGCUGUGGUUCCCCAAAUUAUGCAGCCCCUGAAGUCAUCUCUGGAAGGCUCUAUGCUGGCCCAGAGGUGGACAUCUGGAGCUGUGGUGUGAUCCUCUACGCCCUCCUGUGUGGCACUCUGCCUUUUGAUGAUGAGCACGUCCCCACCUUGUUCAAGAAGAUCCGUGGGGGAGUGUUUUACAUCCCUGAAUACCUCAACCGCUCCGUGGCCACGCUCCUCAUGCACAUGCUGCAGGUGGACCCCCUCAAGAGAGCCACCAUCAAGGACAUCAGGGAACACGAGUGGUUCAAGGAGGAGCUGCCCAGCUACCUGUUCCCAGAGGACCCUUCCUACGACGCCACGGUCAUCGACGACGAGGCGGUGCGCGAGGUGUGCGAGAAGUUCGAGUGCACCGAGUCGGAGGUGAUGAACAGCCUGUACAGCGGCGACCCCCAGGACCAGCUGGCCGUGGCCUACCACCUGGUCAUCGACAACCGCCGCAUCAUGAACCAGGCCAGCGAGUUCUACCUGGCCUCCAGCCCCCCCACGGGCUCCUUCAUGGACGACAGCGCCCUGCACAUCCCGCCGGGCAUGAAGCCGCACCCCGAGCGGAUGCCGCCGCUCAUCGCCGACAGCCCCAAGGCCCGCUGCCCCCUGGACGCCCUCAACACCACCAAGCCAAAGCCCCUGACUGUCAAAAAGGCCAAGUGGCACCUGGGCAUCCGCAGCCAGAGCAAGCCCUAUGACAUUAUGGCUGAGGUGUACCGGGCUAUGAAGCAGCUGGACUUCGAGUGGAAGGUGGUGAACGCCUACCACCUGCGGGUGCGCCGCAAGAACCCCGUCACGGGCAACUACGUGAAGAUGAGCCUGCAGCUCUACCAGGUGGACAACCGCAGCUAUCUGCUGGACUUCAAAAGCAUCGAUGACGAGGUGAUGGAGCAGAGGUCUGGCUCCUCCACGCCCCAGCGCUCCUGCUCGGCCGCGGGCUUGCACCGGCCGCGCCUGAGCAUCGACGCGGCCGCGGCCACCGAGUGCCAGUCUCUGAUGGGCUCCCUGAGCGGCUCCUUCGUGGGCAGCAUCCCCUCGGUGCCCCCUCGCCUGGGCAGCCACACCAUGGACUUCUUUGAGAUGUGUGCCAGCCUCAUCAUGGCCCUGGCCCGCUGACAACCCCUCUGCGCACUGUGAGGAUCUGCGCCGACUCGUCUGCUCCCUCCUUUCUUUUGCUUCCUUGUUCUUCCUCCUCCUCCUCCCCUCACUGCCCCACAGAGCCAAGUCCAGACCUAAAACAUGUUCCCCUCUAGCAAGGCACCAAGGAAAUUAACUUAAUUUCUCUCCUUGUGCCUGGCAAAAUGUAUCCAAUACUCUUUUUUCUUCUUUCCUUGUGAACCCCACGGGAAAUAUUAAGGCUGUAAAGUAACAAACAUUAUCACUGAGUUUUUGGAAAACACCUCCCCCUGGUUCAUCCUGAGGUAAUGGAGGCAUAGCCACGCUUCCUGCAGGGAGUUUGAGAUUUUCCCUGAUGCUGUGCAGAGCAGGGCAGGCUGGGCUGAGCCAGGGCAGAGGGGUUGACCAGGGAGCCCUGUCAGGGAGUGGAGGGUGAUGAAGCAGCUCUGCAGUGUUCACACCCAGGUGUCAGCCUCUCUCACACUUUCCUCCCCAAAGCAGCAGCUGCUUAGAUGCUUCUGCACUAGUGCAAUAUGACCUCCCUCCCCUCUCUUUUUCCCUCUGCUGAAGAUGGGCAGGGAAGGCGGGAUGUGCAAAGGUCCUGGUGCAAACCUGCCGUGGGGAGGCCACUCUUUGCAGAGGAGUGUCCCUAAGGUGCAAUCUUUGCAGAGGAGUGUCCCUAAGGUGCAAUCUUUGUCCCUGUCCACUCUCUGCAGAGAGUCCUGGUGCUUUAUUUUGCCCAAAGGCUCCGGACAGCACUGAGCUGCUCGCCACGCUCGGAGCUGAAGGCAGAUUGCCUUUUUCUCCCCUCCCUCCAGCGUGCUCCCCCUCCCCUGCCUCACCACGGUCUCCAGGGGCUGAAUCCCAAGCAGGGUUCAUGUGAGCAGAGGACAGGAUCUGGAUCACCCCCCUGAGGACCCAGUGCUUCCCCCGAGGGUUGGGAUCAUCCCUGAUGGGCAGGAGCCAUCAGCAGCGCACAGCUCCGGAGCACUCACCUCUCACCUUUCCUCUAGGAUGCUCUGCCUGUUGUCACCUCCCCAAAAUCACUGCCAAAUCUGCCUUCCCUGCUGCUGGACACUCACUGCCCUUGCCCAAGGGUUCUCCUGUCCUGCUGCUGCUGCCCACUGGACUAUGGCCUUCGCUGCUCCGCUGACCAGGCAGGGAUAUCCCAACCCGGAAUUUUACUGUUCCUUUGCUACUGGCUAUCUGAAGGAUGGGAUUUUAUUUUUUGAGAUGAACUGCGGGGAUUUUUAAGGUUAAAUUCUUGUUACCCAAGGGUAAACCCUAAUGCAUGUGUGACUUCUUUGUUUAAAAGAGUUAUUAUUUUUUAUUACACGGGAUUAAUCUAAUG